AUGACGACUGGGUAUCAGCGGCUUUGUGUCGACUCCAUUAUACCGGUAUCUUCUACUCUUGUUAUUGCUUUAGCUUUGCGAACGGUACUGCAACUCAACGUUGUCGCUUCUGGAAUCGCAGUCGUCCUCAUCUAUCCGGUUGCGAAGCACCUCUUCAGAAGCCGUAAGGCAUUGUCCAUCGCUCCGGGUCCCACUCUGUGGCCCAUUAUCGGCAACGUUCACCAAAUCCCUUCUGAACAUCCAUGGUUAACUUAUUCGAAGUGGGCCAAGACCUACGGCGAUAUCAUACAUUUAGAUGCAGUGGGACAGCCUAUUAUAGUCCUCAAUUCUGCCAACAUAGCUAGAGAGCUCUUGGUCAAGCGAUCAUCGAUAUACUCUGGGCGGCCUCAUCUAGUCAUGGCAGGCGAUCUUGCAGGAAUGGGCCAGAGUUUAGCUCUGCAACCGUAUGGAGAAGAAUGGCGCAGACAGCGCAAGCUUGCGAAUCAAGAGUACAACCAGACAGCCGUACUUCGCUACUCGCAUGUCCAGGAGGCGCAAGCUAGGACUUUCGUUCAAAGGUUUUUGAAAAAUCCGACUUCCCUACAGAGCGAAUUGAGUCUGGGAAUGGCCGCCGUCAUUCUCGAAGCCAACUUCGGAUACGUGGUCAAGUCCGAAGAGGAUCCCUUCUACAAAUGGGCGCUUGUGACCAUGGAGGACUUUAACCAAGCUUCAAGACCUGGUGCAUUCCUCGUCGAUUUCAUUCCUCAGCUCCAGUACCUACCCGAGUGGAUGCCGGGAACUGGGUUUCUUCAGCUUGCGAAGACGUACCGGAAGAACAUGGAGGUUGCCACGUGGGAGCCAUUCCUCUGGGCAAAAGAUAAUAUCCUCAAGGGUACGGCACGAAUGCCCAGUUUGUGCGCAACCACGCUCUUGAAAGAAGAGCCCGUUUCAGAAGCGGACGAAGCUUCGCUCGUCCUCACGGCUGCUGCCUUAUUCGGCGGCUCGCUCGAUACUAGCACUUCUAGUUUGCUGUCGUUCUUCCUCGCCAUGUUGCACUAUCCUGAAGUUCAGGCGAAGGGCCGCGCAGAAAUAGAUGCCGUCAUAGGUUCGGGCAGGUUGCCAUCCGUCUCCGACAGAGCGUCCCUGCCGUACGUGCGAAGUAUCAUCACCGAAAUUUACCGUUGGGCCCCCGCGGCCCCCAUCGGUAUCCCUCACGCUCUGGACCAGGACGACGUAUACAAUGGCAUACACGUACCGAAAGGCUCUCUGAUCAUCGCUAACAUAUGGCACAUGCUACACGACCCAGAAGCGUACCCUGAACCCAAAGCGUUCAGGCCCGAGCGAUUUCGGGGGUCCGAUGCAGAGAUGCAGAAGGUGACGGAUGUCGCGUUUGGGUUCGGCAGAAGGGCGUGCCCUGGGAUGCAAAUGGCACAAGGGACGCUCUUCGCCUUUGCAGCCACGAUCCUCGCGACAUGCGAGAUUGUGCCUAUGUUGGACGCCUAUGGAAAGCCUGUCGUUCCGGAUAUUGCAUACACUUCCGGAGUCAUCAGCUUCCCGCAGGAUGUGAAGUGUAUGUUGAGGCCGCGAUCACCACAGGCGAAAGCAUUGCUGGAGCAGAGUUUGGAUUCUGUUUAA
Molecule: messenger RNA, 1614 nt
Organism: Fibroporia radiculosa
Lineage: Eukaryota; Fungi; Basidiomycota; Agaricomycetes; Polyporales; Fibroporiaceae
Exons: 11
Coding region: 1-1614 (537 amino acids)
Molecular function (GO): monooxygenase activity; heme binding; iron ion binding
Source: RefSeq, a predicted model, not a curated record